UGUGGUCGUUCUUUUCAUUCCCUUCCUGUGUUGCGGCACUACACUAUGGAACGUCCACAGACCCGUCGCAGGCAUUCGACUCUGUGGAGAAGAUUUCAAAUAUUUUUCGAGCAAUGGGCCUUCUUGCCCACGUUUACUGUGGUUUCUUACAUCUGGAAAAGUAAGUAGUUCCUGCUAUGUUUCUCUAACAUGCACGGUAACGUUGAUGUAUUUGCUUCGAAGAAACUUUGGGUCCGUACGUUUACAUCAAGCAAACCCGUAUGGCCUACGAGGAGUCAGCCAACAUGACAUUCGUCAGGCGAGCAACGUCAGUUCCUGUUCCAAGGGUCUAUGCUGCUCUUCGUUUGCCACCAUGGAUCCUUUGGUGGCGAAGGGGUUGGGAAUGGGGAAAGACUCGGCGCUAUCCGGACACCGCAUUCAUUUUCAUGGAAAGGGUCGAUGGAGAGUCCCUGGAUAUUCAGACCUGGCUUUCCCUCGACGAUCCCGUGCGGGUCCGGAUUAUCACUCAACUCCAUAAUUAUAUCUCACAGCUCAGGUCGCUGACACCACCUCCUGGCACCUUGAUUGGCUCUGUGGCUGGUCUGCCGGUCUCCGAUGAUCGACUUGCGCAGGGCUGGCCUACGGAUGAGCAGGCCGGAGUCAGCGGGCCCUACGCGGAUGAGUCAGAACUGAACUCGGCCCUUCGUCGACAGCACGACGUGUCCGAGUUUCCACCAAACGUUGCAGAGUCACACUCACAAUCACACCCCCUGGUAUUCACACACGGAGACAUCGAUCUGCGCAACGUGAUGGUGAAGGGUGAUAAGGUCGUGGCGUUGAUUGACUGGGAGGCUUCAGGGUGGUUCCCUGCUCAUUGGGAAUAUCUGAAAGCACAUUGGGUACCAACUGUGCAUGACAAGGAACAUGAAUGGAGAGAUCGGAUCAAGGAAAUUGUAACCCCAUACGAAAUGGAGCGUGCAGCGGAUAAGGAUGUGGUACUACACCUCAUAGAUGAACUCAGAUGGCACUAGGCUGGUGUCCCUGGAAUAGACCUUUCAUGUGUUAAUCAUAACUCUGUAUUUCUGCUGUAAAUGCUUAAGUGGG
This is a messenger RNA of Pisolithus orientalis, 1083 nucleotides long. RefSeq names its product kinase-like domain-containing protein. The transcript has a single exon. The record is from RefSeq and is a predicted model, not a curated record. Bases 261 to 1010 code for a protein of 249 amino acids. NCBI's taxonomy places the organism in Eukaryota, Fungi, Basidiomycota, Agaricomycetes, Boletales, Pisolithaceae.